UAUUGUUCCUGGUGGCCUUCCUGGCCUCUUACUUCUCUACGUCUCUCAAUUGUACCUGAUCGGUUUUCCAAACUCUCAAGAUGUCGAUGGACUUAGACGCCCCAGUGUCGCUACCGUCCAUCCACCAGCCACAGACGGCGGCGACAAUCCUCUGCUGCAAUUGUGGUGCACCAAUAGACGGCACAGCAUCAGCGGGCGCAUUAUGCUAUGACUGUAUCAAACUCUCCGUUGAUGUGUCAGAAGGGAUUCAGAGAGAAGGGGUGCUGCAUACCUGCCGUGAUUGCGAGCGAUGGCUAAGUCCUCCCUCGCAAUGGGUGACAGCAGCACCUGAAAGCAGAGAGCUGCUUGCUCUGUGUCUUCGCAAAUUACGCGGUCUCAACAAAGUCCGAAUCAUCGAUGCAAAUUUCAUCUGGACGGAACCUCAUUCAAGAAGAGUAAAGGUUAAAAUCACCGUCCAACAAGAAGCAUACGAGGGGACUAUCAUCCAACAGACUUUUGAGGUCGAAUACGUGGUCGCCUACCAGCAAUGUCCAGAAUGCCAAAAAUCCUACACACCGAAUACAUGGCGGGCUUCAGUACAAGUCAGACAGAAAGUGCCUCACAAGCGAACAUUUUUGUACCUCGAACAAUUAAUCCUGAGACACCAAGCACACAAGGACACCAUUAACAUCAAAGAAGCCAAAGACGGCCUAGAUUUCUACUUUGCACAACGAAAUCAUGCCGAGAAGUUUGUCGAUUUUCUCACAUCAGUCACACCAACCAAGGUGAAGAAAUCUCAAGAGCUGAUUUCGAUGGACAUCCAUACUUCCACCAAAUCCUACAAGUUUACAUACUCCUGUGAACUACUCCCGAUAUGUAAAGACGAUCUGGUGGCGCUUCCAAUCAAGCUGGCAAAAUCGAUCGGCAACAUCGCUCCACUAGCACUUUGCUACAGAGUAGGUACAUCAGUGAAUCUGAUAGAUCCUACCACCCUGCAGACAGCGGAUCUUCCCACAAAUACCUACUGGAGAAGCCCUUUUAAAAACCUGGCCGAUGUGCAGGAACUAGUCGAGUUCGUUGUACUCGAUAUCGAACCCUUGGGAACGCAAAACGGUCGAUUUUUCUUGGCAGAGGCCACGGUAGCGCGAGCUUCAGAUCUGGGUGUUAACGACAAGACUUACUAUUGCAGAACACAUUUGGGCGGGGUUUUACAUGCCGGAGACUCAGUAAUGGGCUACAGUCUGUCUGGAACAAAUUUCAACAACCCACAGUUCGAAGAGCUGGAGCAGAGCAACACAUAUGCUUCGACAAUCCCCGACGUUAUGCUGGUCAAGAAGUUCUACGCACGGAAGAAGAAACCCAAGUCCAGGAGCUGGAGACUCAAGCGGAUGGAGAAAGAUGAGGGCGAACUUCUACCCAAGAAGGCGGACCAGGAGAGGAUGGAUGCAGACUACGAAAUGUUCUUGCGUGAUGUAGAGGAAGAUGCCGAACUUCGACAGACAUUGGCUCUCUACAAAGCGAAGCAGCAGAAGAACAAGGACGCGGACAUGAUGAGCGUGGCCACAGGAGAGGACAGUGAGGACGAAGUACCGAAGAUCAACGUGGACGAGUUACUGGAUGAUUUUGAAGACUUGAAUGUCCAUGAUGAUGAAUGAUGGCAUGCCAUGGCUGUGCUCCAGGCGUUUGGGCUUACAUAGGCUUUGUUCAUGGGCAGAAUGGAUGACUUGGGGUUGAAAGUCCGAGUCUGUUGGUUAUUAGCCACCGAAUCUGAUGAAUGUCAAC
Molecule: messenger RNA, 1761 nt
Organism: Exophiala xenobiotica
Lineage: Eukaryota; Fungi; Ascomycota; Eurotiomycetes; Chaetothyriales; Herpotrichiellaceae
Exons: 1
Coding region: 81-1634 (517 amino acids)
Biological process (GO): ribosomal large subunit export from nucleus
Cellular component (GO): nucleus; cytoplasm
Molecular function (GO): ribosomal large subunit binding
Source: RefSeq, a predicted model, not a curated record